AUGAGCUUGUCCCCCGGAGAGAGCAGGGAUCAGAGAGGGUCCCCCUGUGACAGGCAUGCCCUCUGUGCCAGGCUGGUGGAGAGGCCCAGCACAGGGCCCGCAGACGGUCAGGAGGGUGGCCAGGGUCCAAUCGUCACCCGCACAGCUUCUGGACCUGCCCUCGCCUUUUGGCAGGCAGUGCUUGCCGGGGACGUGGGCUCAGUCGCUCGCAUCCUCGCGGAUGGCAGCACAGGCUUGGCUCCUGACUCCGUCUUUGAUACCAGCGAUCCAGAAAGAUGGAAGGAUUUCCGCUACAACAUCCGCGCUCUGAGACUCUGGUCUCUGACUUACCAGGAGGAGCUCACCACCCCUUUGCACGUGGCAGCCGCCCGGGGCCACGUGGACGUGCUGCGGCUGCUGUUGCGUCGGAGGGCCCGGCCUGACAGCGCCCCUGGUGGUCGCACCGCGCUGCAUGAGGCCUGCUCAGCCGGCCACGCUCCCUGUGUCCACUUACUGCUGGUAGCAGGAGCUGACCCCGACCUCCCUGACCAGGACGGAAAACGGCCCUUGCACCUCUGCAGGGGAUCCGGCACCCUUGAGUGUGCAGAGCUGCUCCUGAGGUUUGGGGCAAAAGUGGAUGGCCGGUCUGAGGAAGAAGAGGAGACUCCUUUACACGUGGCUGCCCAACUUGGCCACCUUGCACUGGUGGAGCUACUUCUAAGACGGGGGGCAUGCCCCAAUGCCCGGGAUGCUGAGGGACGAACACCCUUGCUGGCCACCUGUGAGGCCCACUGCCUGGACGCAGACAAUGCUGAGGCCACUGCCACCCGCUGUUUCCAGCUGUGCCACCUGCUGCUCUCUGCUGGUGCUGAUGCGGAUGCUGCUGACAAGGACAGCCGGCGGCCCCUGCACUUGGCCUGUCGCCAUGGUCACACUGCUGUCGUAGAGUUGCUCCUGUCCUGUGGUGUCAGUGCCAACGCCAUGGACUAUGGGGGACAUACAGCCCUGCACUAUGCCCUGCAGGGCCCAGCCAUGGCCCUGGCCCAGAGCCCAGAGUGUGUGGUACGGGCCCUGCUCAACCACGGGGCUGUCCGGAUCUGGCCUGGGGCUCUCCCCAAGGUGCUGGCACGCUGGUGCACGUCCCCUCGGACCAUCGAGGUGCUGAUGAACACGUAUUGCGUUGUGCAGCUUCCUGAGGAGGCUGGGGACCUGGUUCCACCGGAAAUGCUGCAGGAGCACUACCAUUUCUACUCGUCGCUCUUUGCCCUGGCGAGACAGCCGAGAUCCCUACAGCACCUGAGCCGCUGUGCGCUGCGUGCCCACCUGGCUGACCACCUGCCCCACGCCCUGUCCCGCCUGCCCCUGCCACCCCGCCUACUUCGCUACUUACAGCUGGACUUUGAGGACGUGCUGUAUUAG
Chrysochloris asiatica (Cape golden mole) is the source of this 1398-nucleotide messenger RNA. It is a transcript of the gene ASB10, whose product is annotated as ankyrin repeat and SOCS box containing 10. Bases 1 to 1398 code for a protein of 465 amino acids. Gene Ontology annotation, biological process: intracellular signal transduction. Lineage: Eukaryota; Metazoa; Chordata; Mammalia; Afrosoricida; Chrysochloridae. The record is from RefSeq and is a predicted model, not a curated record. Gene Ontology annotation, molecular function: protein binding. The transcript has 5 exons.